CCUCGUGUUUACCGUGCCCGCCAACGACAACCACGCCAAAAAAAUCCAGUCCAAUAGCCGACAAAUUCUUCCUACAUGUCAACAGUCCAGUGCCGAUUCUUCGUUUCACCACAAACCCAGAUUCCCUGAUCUCUGAUCCCCAAGAACUCAAUUCACAGUCUAUAAAACAUAUUUUCCUAUUAAAAAUCGCAUUUUGUGGCUUAAAUUUGCUCAAAAUCGGAGUGGUUGGGGCUUUCCAUGGCUCUGCAACUCAGCAGUGUGGGGUUUUGCUUCUUCCGUGGCAGGAGGGCUCUUACCACGAGAGCCGUUGCCUCUGAGAAUGUUACGACGUUGAAGGAAGAGGACAAGGUGAAGCUGGGAAGCUCGGAUGUGAAGGUCACUAGGCUGGGCUUGGGAGCUUGGUCAUGGGGAGACACCAGCUACUGGAAUGACUCCGGAUGGGAUGAUCGGAAGCUGAAGGCAGCUAAGGCGGCUUUUGAUGCAAGCAUUGAUGGUGGCAUAACCUUCUUUGAUACAGCUGAAGUCUAUGGUUCCGCAUUCAUGGGAGCAGUGAAUUCAGAAACUUUACUUGGAAGAUUCAUCAAAGAAAGGCAACAAAAAGAGUCAGUUGAGGUAGCUGUGGCAACAAAAUUUGCAGCUCUGCCAUGGAGGUUCGGCCGGGGGAGUGUCGUUUCUGCUCUCAAAAAUUCACUUUCCCGUCUUGGGCUUUCAGCAGUUGACCUCUACCAGCUUCAUUGGCCGGGGAUUUGGGGAAAUGAAGGAUACGUUGAUGGACUUGGAGAUGCUGUUGAACAGGGCCUCGUAAAGGCUGUUGGAGUCUCAAACUACAAUGAAAAGCGUCUUCGAGAUGCUUAUAAUCAACUCAAGAAGAGGGGAAUUCCACUAGCUUCAAACCAAGUAAAUUACAGUCUCAUAUACAGGAAUCCUGAGGAAAAUGGCGUGAAGGCUGCUUGUGAUGAGCUGGGAAUCACUUUGAUUGCAUAUUCUCCUAUUGCUCAAGGUAUCCUGACUGGAAAGUAUACACCAGAGAAACCCCCAACAGGCCCUAGGGGCCAGAUUUACACUCCUGAAGUCCUCAAAGAGCUACAACCUCUGCUGACUAGGAUUAAAGAGAUUGGACAGAGUUAUGGCAAAAGUCCCACGCAGGUAGCUCUGAAUUGGUUGACAUGUCAGGAGAAUGUUGUGCCCAUCCCUGGAGCCAAAAAUGCAGAACAGGCUAAGGAAUUUGUUGGUGCUCUUGGGUGGAGGCUCACAGAUCAAGAGGUUGAGGAGCUUCGCUCACUAGCAUCUAAAACCAGACAAGCUGUUGGAUUACCUCUUGAUAAAUUGUAAUUUGACAGUUGCAAGAACAUAGUACGAUUAUAUACAACCAAAUGAAAUAUCUUGUACCAUGCAUAAUUGCACAUGUAUCACUCCAAUGAAACAACCAUGACAUGAAAUAAUAGAUUCCAAAAAUUGCAGAAGUUGACAAAUGAAA
Messenger RNA from Elaeis guineensis (African oil palm), 1477 nucleotides. Lineage: Eukaryota; Viridiplantae; Streptophyta; Magnoliopsida; Arecales; Arecaceae. The record is from RefSeq and is a predicted model, not a curated record.